UUCCGGGUAAGGAAACCAUGCGCCUGUGUUCUCCUUCCUGUUGCUGCGGCUGAGUAAGAGCGGCUCCAAAUCUCAAUCCAAGCAAAAGCGUGGAGUCCUCGAGGCCCGAGCGCCCGAGUCCAUGGCGAGGAUCAAGCGCCAUGCCACCCGGAGGCUCUGGCGCCGAUCGAGAGAAGAGAAGAGGCGGCUUAGUGAGGGUGGAGGAGGCACCGUCACACAGCAAACCUCUGAAGCUGAUAACCAAAGUAACAGCGACCUCAAGAUCGUCCUGGAGGAUCUAACCGUUGAAGAGAUUGACAGAGCUUACCACUGCGUAUUCCAUUUCAAUGAGGUCUAUGGUUCGUUACUUCUGAAGGAGGACGGACUCCGUGAUGACAUUGAGAAGUUCUGCCAGUUAAAGGCUUCAAUGGAUGAGAAGAUAACAAACAUAAAGAUGAUGAUAAGGUCUCCAGACUCCGAGAGGAUCAAGAAGUUGAAGGCCGCCACAAGGAGGAGCAGCGAGCUACAGGACGUCAUACUUACCUUGGAGCAGGAUCUUGCAAGCGUGAAGUUGGGACAGACAGUCGCUGAAGCAAACUACGUACAACUCAUGUGCACGUAUAGUCAAUGAGGAUGCGAUCGGUGAGGGUGACGAUCUGCUCUUCGGUUUCAUAGGUCACGUGCUUAGGUGAACGGUGGAAUAGUGCUCGGUCGUUUUUGAUGGAACAGUGCUCGGUCGUGUUUGUCAGACCCAGUCGUAUGAGUAUGCUAUCAAACUGUGGCAUCACUGCCAUCUCAUGACCUUCUUAAAAUGGUAAGGAGCAGUAGA
Molecule: messenger RNA, 808 nt
Organism: Panicum hallii
Lineage: Eukaryota; Viridiplantae; Streptophyta; Magnoliopsida; Poales; Poaceae
Exons: 5
Coding region: 122-610 (162 amino acids)
Source: RefSeq, a predicted model, not a curated record